Messenger RNA from Lichtheimia ornata, 2115 nucleotides. RefSeq lists its product as uncharacterized. Gene Ontology annotation, biological process: signal transduction. Bases 1 to 2115 code for a protein of 704 amino acids. Gene Ontology annotation, molecular function: GTPase activator activity; protein binding. The record is from RefSeq and is a predicted model, not a curated record. Gene Ontology annotation, cellular component: cytoplasm; cytoskeleton. NCBI's taxonomy places the organism in Eukaryota, Fungi, Mucoromycota, Mucoromycetes, Mucorales, Lichtheimiaceae. The transcript is spliced from 11 exons.
AUGUCAACCACGAUCUAUUACGAUUGGGUCCAAGUCGUCGAUCCCAUCUCGCAUCGCACAUUCUUUGCCAACCCUACUACAGGAGAAUGGCUCACCGACAAACCAGAUUGCGGGACAAUCAAACCUGUCGACCCUGAAGGCGGAUGGUGGGAAUUAUGGGAUGAUAUCAAAAAGAUGCCAUAUUACUAUCAUACAACGACAAAUCAAACACGAUGGAUUCAUCCUCCAGCACCUGUCAUAUCCUUGGUUAAGAUUCAACAAGAGUCCAACAUUCAAUUACAUGUGGCACGACCUGCUGAUGAAAGUUGCAGUCUACUUGAUGAUACAAUCCCCAAACGCAAUAGCCGAUCAUUGGAUUUGACACCCAUGCGUACAACGGUUGUCCCACCUACCAGCAAACAUCAACGUUCACCAUCCGAUGGCACCGGCAGUAUACGACAUGCUCCUUCUACAAACAACAACACCACCACCACAGCAAUGUGUCAACGACAAGAUUCACAAAACUCAUUAUCGGAUGUAUUACCUGGAAGCAGCUCAUCUGGUCUAUUUGGUUUUAGAUGGGCUCGUAAACAAAGUGUGUGCUCCGAAGAAAUUGCUGGACCCAUGCGCCGUUUAUCGACAUUUUCCGCUCUUAAACACACAACACCUUGGAAGAAUUUGGUCACUCGAUCCGUUGCAGUGAGCUCACCUGUCAACAAUCCAGAUGCAGCUGAAGUAAUGCGACCUGGUGUUUCUUGUUCUUCAACCGAUUCAUGCAUUGUGCAUGGAGGAUGUCUGCUGGAUCAGGCUACCAUCAACGACCACCAUACUACUACAACAACAACAACAACCAUGAUGAUGGGAGGAGAAACACGUAAAAAACCAGCACUCCCUACCAACUUGCAACAAGAAAUCACCCAAUUUGCUAUCGAUGGAUUCGCCAAAAAAUACUUUGCAACCCAUAAGCGAGGAUUGAUCUUUCGACGACAAGUUCCCAUGAAUGAAAUGUUGCAGUGGACACGCGAUGGCAUUAAGCAACCUUUGAUGAUGUUGAAUCGCGAUCUUCACAAGGACGCUCUAAAGUGCUUCAAGACCAUUCAAACCAUCAUGGGUGAUCGACCACGUCAUCGACAAUCAAGCGAGAUUGACGAAUACCAAUACAUUCUAAGUUGUGGUAUCAGCAAAGGCCAAAUGCGAGAUGAGAUCUACGUCCAACUUUGCAAACAGUUGCACAAGAAUCCAACCAUCAAGAGCAUUCAAAAAGGCUGGGAAAUUUUAUGCGUGGUGAGCAUGACUUUUCCUCCAUCCAAGAAUUUGGAAUCCUAUCUCAACAACUUUGUCGACCAGCACAAGAAAAUGACAUGUGCCAACAAGGUGGAUAUCAUGAGCGAGCAUGUGUCAAGAAAAUUGGAACGUAUAUGCGCACGAGGAGCCAAGGGAAAGGUCUUGACGGCAGCUGAAAUUGAUCGAGCCAAGGAGGCACCCUUUAAACCUUCCGUCUUUGGUGAAAGUCUCGAUUUGAUCAUGUCAUUACCGAUCCAUUGCGACAAUGGGCUCAAGUUACCCAAGAUCGUACCUUUUUUGGCAGAUGCUGUGCUACAACUCAACGGCAAGCAUUCGGAAGGCAUUUUUCGUGUCCCUGGAGAUGCAGAAGAAGUGACCGACUUGCGCAUUCGCAUUGAGAAUGGCAACUACGACGCAUGCGGUAUCACGGAUCCCAAUGUUCCCGCAUCACUACUCAAAUAUUGGUUACGUGACCUUGAAAAGCCAUUGAUUACUGCAGAGUACUAUGACAAAUGUAUCCAAUGUGCCGAGAAUCCUGAGGAAGCGAUUGCUAUCGUGAAUGCAUUACCUGAAGUGAACCGACGUAUUGUCAUGUACAUGAUUGCUUUUGUACAGGACUUUAAUCAAGAAGAUGUGACCCAGCAUACACGAAUGAAUGUGCAUAAUCUUGCCAUGGUGUAUGCACCCAACUUUCUCCGAUGUCCUUCAGACUCGCUUACCACCGUGUUUGAGAAUUCAAAGUAUGAACAAGCCUUUGUCAGGACCUUGAUCACAAACCUCGAGACCGAUAAACACGCUUGUGCUUAUGCCGAUAUUUGCCCCACUGGUAUCAUCAUGAAGAAGCAGCAUUAA